Molecule: messenger RNA, 724 nt
Organism: Mytilinidion resinicola
Lineage: Eukaryota; Fungi; Ascomycota; Dothideomycetes; Mytilinidiales; Mytilinidiaceae
Exons: 1
Coding region: 1-648 (215 amino acids)
Source: RefSeq, a predicted model, not a curated record
AUGGAUUUUGACAGACUAUGCAGGCGGCGAUCCGGAACCGCUGGCGCCUACGAUGCCUCGCAAGACACCUUUCAGCAUUACAUUAACGAUCCGUUCGAACACGUUUUCAACGUCUUUGGCACCACUUCCUUCAAGGAUGGGGCCCAUGGAGCAAGCCGUCGCGCAAAGUCUGGGAUGCACAUCUACGCACCUCCGCACUUGUCCUCAAAUACGCACUUUUACACACAUAUGCAUCACCACUUUUACGCACCUUUGGACUCCGACAAGAACGUUCCAAACGAUGAUUAUACGAGCAUCCCCACAGACGCAAGGAAUCAUAACAGCCGCGGGGAUCCUUCCCACAACCGACAAAAAAUCGUCAAGGCUGAUCGCGAGUCGUUGGACAUGGAACGCACAAAGCUGGAAGCUGAGCGGGACGCUCUCAGUCUCGCACAAAAGGCCUUGGAACUUGAGCGAACCCUUUUCGAUGCCAAGCGAGAGGCUUUUGAGAUUGGACGGGAUACAUUAGAGGCUAUGUGUGUCGAUAUAUCACAACACAUUGCCGCUGAAGGGGAGGGAGAUUGCCUCUGGAUGAACUGUGUUAUCCUUUUCUUGGUUUUGAUUGUUAUUUUCCUUGCCUUUAUUCUUACAAUCCUUGCGCAAAGAUAGCGCCAUAAGGGUUGUUGAGAAGGUGUAAGGCUAUCAUUACGCUAUCCCACCUAGGACAAUUCAACGAUAAUGUGGC